Prorocentrum cordatum is the source of this 231-nucleotide messenger RNA. The record is from the annotation of a GenBank genome assembly. Lineage: Eukaryota; Dinophyceae; Prorocentrales; Prorocentraceae.
GAGGGGGCCGCGAGCGGCAAGGAGAUCGCCGCCCGGUGGGAUGCCGAGGUCUCCGCGGCGAGCACCAGCGACGUCGGCGCGGCCGCUGCGGCGGUCGAGGCGAACGCCGCCGCGGCGGCUGGCGACCCCGCCAGCCCCACUUUCGGCGCCCCUGCAGCCGGCGGCCGCCGGCCCCCUGGGCUCUUCGGCGCGCCCGCAGCCAGCGACCCCGCUGGCCACGCCGACCAGCAG